Messenger RNA from Thecamonas trahens ATCC 50062, 2722 nucleotides. RefSeq names its product serine/threonine protein phosphatase. Lineage: Eukaryota; Apusomonadida; Apusomonadidae. The record is from RefSeq and is a predicted model, not a curated record. The transcript has a single exon. Gene Ontology annotation, cellular component: cytosol; nucleus. Gene Ontology annotation, molecular function: calcium ion binding; protein serine/threonine phosphatase activity. The coding region runs from base 226 to 2613 and encodes 795 amino acids.
GGGGGUGAAGAGACAGAGACACGCAGAGAGAGUAUGACUCAUGGUAAUGGUGUGAGUUUGGGGUGACUGUGCAUGUGUGUGCAUGUGUGUGCAUGCUUGUAUGUAUGUGUAUGUGUGUGUGUUGUGUGCGGGAUGGGGGGCCGGGUCUGUGACUGGGAGCGAGUGUAGCGACGGAGGCAGCUGACGCCCGGAGAGUUGGCGCGGCUGGGUGAGGACGUGUUGUCGAUGCCGAUUGGAGGAGCACACGGAAGUUUGCACACGGCAUGGGACUCUGGAUCUGAUUCUGAUGAAGACGACACGGACAAGGUGGUGUGGGAGGUGUGGAACCUGCUUGACUCGUACCAUGAGCAGUCGGCCAUCAAGACACACGUGACGAUGAAGCCGCUGGAGGGCCUCAUCCGGUCGCGGUCGCGGUCGCGGACCAAGGGCCAGGACAAGACGACGAUCGGCGCCGGAUACAAGGGCCCGCACCUGCCCGAGGUCCUGACGCUCGAGUCGGUCAUUGCCAUGCUCGACCACUUUCGGACUGGGCGUCAGCUCCACUACGUGUACGCCAAGCGGCUGCUGAAGGAGGCGACGCACAUUCUUCGCGACCGGGCGACGAUUGUGGACAUUCCGGUCAAGAAGACGGUGACGGUGGUGGGUGACAUCCAUGGGCAGCUCCGCGACCUGCUCAAGAUUCUCUCGCUCAACGGCUACCCGUCCGAGGACAACGUGUACCUCUUCAACGGGGAUUUUGUGGACCGCGGUGACCAGGGCACCGAGGUCUUUCUCUCGCUCUGCGCUUUUCUCAUUCUCAUGCCCAACGCUGUCUUUCUCAACCGCGGCAACCACGAGACGCUCGAGAUGAACCAGACGUACGGGUUCAUGAAAGAGGUGAAGCGCAAGUACGACAAGGCCAUGUUCCAGCUGUUCCAAACCACGUUUUGCGCGCUGCCACUCGGCUCUGUGGUGGGCAACAAGAUCUUUGUGGUCCACGGCGGACUCUUUCACCACGUCGACCUCCCGCUCUCUGUCCUCCGCAAGAUCCGCCGCGAGGUCCAGCCGGAGCUCGGGCGGCUGUCGAGCGUGGAGGACCAGAUCAUGGAGGAUCUGAUGUGGUCGGACCCGAAGGACUCGACGGGCAUCACGCCGAACAGGCAGCGCGGUGCCGGCGCCCUCUUUGGGCCCGACGUCACCGAGCAGUUCCUCGAGGCCAACGACCUCUCGCUCCUCAUCCGGUCACACGAGAUGAAGGAGCGCGGGUACGAGGUGGCGCACGGCGGCCUCCUCGCCACCAUCUUCUCGGCCUCCAACUACAACGGCGCACAGAACCACGGAGCGUAUGGAGUCAUCUCGUCGUCGCUCGAGGUCAAGAUGAAGAAGUACUCUACGCUCACCGCCGAGGAGGUCCCGCCGCCCGAGGAACGGACCGCCAUUCUCAUCAAGGCCGUCCAGGACCGGCUCACCGAGCUCGUCUGUCAGCACCGAGUCGAGCUCGUGUGGUACUACGACGCGCUCGACGUCGGGCGGACCGGUAAGGUCUCGCUUCCUCAAUGGGCGCAAGGCAUGCAGUUUGUGCUCCAGCUCGAGCUGCCGUGGAAGAAGAUCUACGGCUUCCUCCUCGAUGCCGACUGUGUCGAUGAUGAGACCAACGAGGUGUGGUACGUCAAGUUCCUUGAGAAGAACAAGAUCGAUGUCGGCAACGUCGACUGGGGCCAGGACAUCAUCAACAAGGUCAACCGCAAGAUCUACGAGACGUGCCGGACGGCUGAGGCCGCGUUCCAGUACUUUGACGCCGACGGCGACGGCGUCAUCUCGUGCUCCGAGUGCGCGUCGACGCUCCUCGCUCUUGACAUUGGCCUCAAUGACCGCCAGAUUUACGAGUUUAUGCGAAGCGUCGACUCGGACAUGGACAACUCGGUCAGUCUGGCCGAGUUCCGCUCGCGCUUUGAGGUCGUUUUUGCCUCGGACGGCUCGGUCUCGGACGACUGGGCGCAGACGCUGGUCAAUGAGAUCGGCAAGCGGCUCUUUGAGCACGAGGCUGACCUCUCCGAAAUCUUCCACAAGUUUGAUGCAGACGAGUCGGGCACCGUCGACAUCGAGGAGUUUGGUCGCAUCGUGAAAUACCUCGGCUACACCCUCACCCCCGAGGAGCACGACCGCCUCAUGGCCUUUGUCGACACCGAUGGCUCGGGCCACCUCGACUACGAGGAGUGGCUCGCGGCCUUUGCCGUUGUCGACGCUGCCGACUCGACCCACUGGCAGGAGAACGUCAUGCAGCAGAUCAACUCGGUCCUCUACCGCAACAAGGAUCACCUCCAGCGGAUGUUCAACAUCUUUGACGUCGAGGACCAAGGCGUGCUUCCGCCCGAGGACGUCCGUGUCGGCCUCGCCACCCUCAACGAGCUCCUCUCCUCGCCGUUGACAGAGAUGCAGAUCGACGUCCUCCUCAACGCCCUCGAGAAGGAUGACAGCGGCCACAUCAUCUACCAGCCCUUCCUUGACAACCUCCGCAUUGUCAACACUGACAAGAAGGCCACAAAGUACUUUGAUCAGAGUGGCUCCAGCACCAAGCGCCACCACAAGCACAAGAAGAAGAAGAAGAAGAAGGAGAAGGAGCGCCACGCCUAGUCGCCGUCCUAUCUCUCCAAGCUCCGUGCCCAAGCGCCACGCGUAGGGGGAUCGACUUCUCGGCGAGCUCCGUGCUCUUGCUUGUCAUGUAAAGUACUCGUCGUUUACA